UUAUCGAUACUUUGUUUUGGUACAUUUUUUAAUAAAAACAAAGAAAGUUUUUAACGAAUUUAAUAAAAAAAAACGCUAAAAAUGAACAACCUGGACAGUUCAUUGCAGGCGCACAACAAGUUGGAAAAGGAAACCACCAAUUUGGCUCUGCUAAAAGACCGAGUGGAUAAAUACCAUGAUCUGUCUACCCAAAUGUCCAGUAUUCUCACCGUAUUCGAAAAACGGCUGGGUAAUCUCGAGCAGACUAUAUUACCCGUCUACCAGGAGACGGAGCAACUUCAGAAAAGGCAGCAAAAUCUGGAGGCCACUCUGAAUUGCCUGGAAAGUGUGCUAUCCCACUACGAUGUCUCCCAGGAGGUGUGUCAGUUAAUCCAUCAAGGACCUAUUGAAGGAAACAUUUCAGUGUUCCUGGAUGCACUGGCGAAACUACGAGCUGCCAUGGACUACUUCCUACACAAUAACUCCCAGAGCGUUGAGCUGGAGAACGUGACGAGCCUUUUCAAUACCGGAUGCGAGGGUCUCAACCAGCACUACAGCAUGCUACUGAAGAAGCACAGCGCUCCAUUGAAGCCUGUGGAGCUACUGGAUCUAAUCUACAUAGAGGAUGACUCAAGCGAUGAGUACACCUCCUUCCGGCAGCUGUCCCAAACCACCAGAGAGGAACUGUAUACAAUUUCGCACUGGUUGGAGCAGAAUCUGAGGGAAUAUACUCACAUCUAUGCUACGGAACGGGGCGAUGUGGUUCUCCGAUCUUUGCAGCUUCUAAAGGACCAUCAGAAGAGCAACAGUUGGGGGCAUGAAGCAUUGCGACCUCGCCACAGUGGACGCCAACCCGAACCCAAAAAGAACACCUCUGCCCGCCUCCAGCAAAUCUUCGAAAAGAAGGCCAAUAAAUUAUAUCUACGCGCCACACAGACUAUCGAACAGUCCACUGGGUUCUCCAUUAAAAAGGCCUCUUCACAUAGCGAUCAUCUGACUUCAGAAGAUCUGCUGGAUGGGGAUCAGGAGCUGGACAAGUACCUGGUAAUGCUCUUGGGACUCCAAAGACUGCUCAACUGGGAGAGAGCCAUCAUGCACGAUAUUAUACCACAGUCCAAACAUAACGAAGUAUUCGCCAAACUGGCAUCCAAUGCCAUCGAGCUGGUGGUCAAGGAUGCGGAGGCCAUCACACAACGUGUUCUGCGCUGCAUUUCCCGCAAGGAGUGGACCUCGGCGUUGGGUAUAUUCUCGGCACUGAAGCGGGUGAUACUUCUGCAGCCGGACAUCGAACGUACCUAUGAUCCAGCACAAAGGGAGCAACUUACCAAGGUAUUGAAUAAGCUCCAGCACACGGGCGCCAAGGCCUUGGAGCAUUUUCUGGAUGUUGUCAAGGGAGAGUCGAGCACAAACAUUGUUGGCCAAAGUAACGUACCCAAGGAUGCUACCGUUCAUGAACUAACAUCAAAUACCAUUUGGUUCAUUGAGCAUCUCUAUGAGCACUUUGAUGUUAUUGGAUCAAUUCUAACGCAGGAUGUGUUGUAUUCCACGCAACUGGAUACCAUUCUGAUGAAGAAGGCAUUACCUGCCGAGGAACGUAAUAAGGCUCUGCUAGCUAUCUAUAUAAAAAAAGCCUUGGCGGAGCUGAAUCUUUCGAUCAUGAACAAGUGCGAGCAGUACAACGACCAGGCCACAAAGCAUCUAUUCCGCCUGAACAACAUCCACUACAUAUUAAAGUCACUCCAACGAUCGAACCUAAUAGACUUGGUCACCUUGGCGGAGCCGGAGUGCGAGCAUAGCUAUCUGGAAAUGAUCCGUGAGCUGAAAGCCAGCUAUCAAAAGACAUGGUCUAAAAUGCUUCUUGGAAUCUAUUCUUUGGAUGAGUUACCCAAACCAGUGGCUGGAAAGGUCAAGGAUAAAGAUCGCAGUGUCCUUAAAGAGAGAUUUUCGAACUUUAACAAAGACUUCGAGGAGGCCUGCAAAAUCCAAAGGGGCAUCUCCAUACCCGAUGUCAUCCUUCGCGAAGGCAUCAAACGUGAUAAUGCAGAACACAUAUUGCCAAAGUACAAUAGGUUCUAUGAAAUAUAUUCUAGUGUCCAGUUCAGCAAGAAUCCCGAUAAGUACGUCAAGUAUCGACCCCACGAGAUUAAUGCUAUGCUAAGCAAGCUUUUCGAUGACUCUGCCUAG
Messenger RNA from Drosophila bipectinata, 2163 nucleotides. RefSeq names its product exocyst complex component 7 (gene Exo70). Gene Ontology annotation, cellular component: exocyst. Lineage: Eukaryota; Metazoa; Arthropoda; Insecta; Diptera; Drosophilidae. The record is from RefSeq and is a predicted model, not a curated record. Gene Ontology annotation, molecular function: phosphatidylinositol-4,5-bisphosphate binding. Gene Ontology annotation, biological process: exocytosis.